Molecule: messenger RNA, 1659 nt
Organism: Spodoptera frugiperda (fall armyworm)
Lineage: Eukaryota; Metazoa; Arthropoda; Insecta; Lepidoptera; Noctuidae
Product: probable RNA-binding protein EIF1AD
Exons: 2
Coding region: 282-773 (163 amino acids)
Biological process (GO): translational initiation
Cellular component (GO): nucleus
Molecular function (GO): translation initiation factor activity; RNA binding
Source: RefSeq, a predicted model, not a curated record
CUAUACGUAUACUGACAUAUAGCGAGCGUAGCACUCUGUUCUGUGAGAACCGAUCGAUAUUCGAUAAAGAAGAUUCCAUUUUGUCCUAAGAGUAUUACAGAUAAAGAGUGAUUCUGUGUUUAGUGUAACUAGCUGAUGCACGCUAUCUUUGUUUUCGUUCUUAUUUCAGUUUUCGCGACGGGUUUUAGUUGUAAAUUAAAGUAACACUAAAGCCUUAAUAAAAAAUCAAUACAAUCAAUUUUUAGUUAGGGGUGUGUAUCUUUUUGUUUUAUUAUUUGUAAAUGUCUCGAGUGACUAGAAGAAAGCACGUCAUGAAUGAAAAUACGUGGGAUGAUGAUGAGCUCCCUAAGGAGAACCAGAGCAUUGUGAAAGUGACCAAGAAUAGGGGAAAUAAUUUACAUGCGGUAAUUAAUCCAUCUGGUGAAGAAUUCUUAGUAUCAAUGCCUACUAAAUUCAGAAAAAACAUUUGGGUGCGACGGGGAUCAUUUAUCGUUGUUGAACCGAUACCUGAAGGAGACAAAGUAAAAGCUGAAAUAGUCAAAGUUUUGAAUAAGGACUCUAUAAAAUAUUAUAAAGAACAGAAUGUUUGGCCUAAAGAGUUUGAUGACACACAAGGGGACAUGAGUGAUGAUGAAUUAUUUGCCAACUGUAACAGAGACCCAGCAUACUGUAAUAGUGACACCGACUCGGAAGAUGAUGAUGAUGACGACAGCAGUGAUCUUAUGAGUGAAACGGACAGUGGUAACGACAGUGGUGAUACUCGUACGAGAUAAUUAUUUAUUGUAAUAUUAAAUUUUUUAUAAGUAUUUAUUUGAUUUGCUAUGUUGAGCAAUCUUUUCUCCCUAAGACAGGGGUUCCCAACCCUUUUCUGGUCAAAGACCACUUUUAUAAUUCUUGUUAUGUUAGGGAUCACAACUACUAUUAAUUUUUUCGUGUGGGCUUACUCUCUAUUUUGCAUUAGUGUAAUCAGUUGCACCUCUUAGUUGUUUUCCUUUUUUGGGCUGAGGUGUAGUCUUGUAUACUUUUUUUAUCGCAGACCAUUUUGUCUGCAGACUACCGGUUGGGAACCACUGAUCUAAGUACUUACUUAUGUACCAAUGCAUUGAGCAAAUAUGUUUAUACUCAUCUCUAAUUUUAGGCAACUAUAGUUAUUUAGGGACUAGUACAGUAGUGUUUUUUAGAUUUAUAUAAAUCGUACCUUUGUAAAGGCAAAGGCAAACAUUCUAAAAAUGAGUUGAAUAUCCUUAUUAAGACUAGGGUCUGCUCAUUACUUAACAAAUUUUUAGAGUUUUUGCCCUUUAUACUAUUGUAUUACCAAAUAUAUAACGUAGUAAGCUUUUAAAAUAAUAUAGAGAAUGAAAAGAAACAAAUAUCUUGUCAUAUUGUCUAUAAGACAUUUUAUUUGUUACACACUUCUCAAAAUAUUGUAUACAUAAACAUAUAAAAUGAGAUUUAUAUUGAUAACUUAAAGACCUAAUUGACAUCAUUUUAGAUUUGCUACAAAACUUGCACCCUACUUGAGAUCAUAAUAAUUAUAGACAAAACAUUUGUAAUAGUAGACUAAAUGUUAGAGGAAUGUUUACACCAAUUUCGUUACCAUAUUAGCCGACAUUGAUAAUUGUAUGUUAAUCAAAUUGUAAUAAAUAUUUCAAAAUUAAA